CGCGCAUGCGCAGGCGGCAGCUGUCAUCGGCGCAGGGAGCUGGGCGUCCCGCGGGAACCGGCAGGAAAAAGACCCGAGGGGGAGCGGAGUUGCUGCCGUUCCCCCUCCCCCUCCUCAGUCCGCGGCUGCACGCGUAACCAUCUCCCGGACAGCAUGCCCACCCCUGGUCCCCCACCAUGUUAAAGUUAGUGCUUUAGGAAUGCUUGGCUUGGUUUGGGAACGCUUGACUUGAUACUAGACAGCUGGAUUGAAAGUCAACCACAAUGGCUGCCGUCAUCUCAGAUAGUCCUCCAAACCCAAGCUGCAAAAUCAUGACUUUUAGGCCUUCAAUGGAUGAAUUCAAGGAGUUCAACAAAUAUUUAGCUUACAUGGAAUCACAAGGUGCUCAUAGGGCUGGAGUUGCAAAGGUUAUCCCACCAAAGGAGUGGAAGCCAAGAAAGCAUUAUAAUGAUAUUGAAGAUUUGGUGAUUCCUGCUCCAAUUCAGCAGAUGGUCACUGGCCAGUCGGGGCUCUUCACGCAGUACAACAUUCAGAAAAAGCCAAUGACAGUAAAGGAGUUCAAGCAGCUGGCCAACAGUGACAAAUACUGCACCCCAAGAUACGUAGAUUAUGAAGAUCUGGAGCGUAAAUACUGGAAGAACUUGACUUUUGUGGCACCAAUUUAUGGAGCAGAUAUCAAUGGGAGCAUUUAUGAUGAAGGUAUUGAGGAAUGGAAUAUUGCCCAUCUUAAUACAAUAUUGGAUGUUGUAGGAGAAGACUGUGGAAUUUCUAUUGAGGGUGUAAAUACACCAUAUCUAUAUUUUGGCAUGUGGAAAACAACAUUUGCAUGGCACACUGAAGACAUGGAUCUCUACAGUAUUAAUUAUCUUCAUUUUGGGGAGCCAAAGUCAUGGUAUGCUAUUCCUCCAGAGCAUGGGAAACGGCUUGAAAGACUAGCUCAAGGGUUCUUCCCAAGCAGUUCUCAAGGAUGUGAUGCUUUUUUUCGCCACAAGAUGACUCUGAUUUCUCCAUCAAUAUUGAAAAAGUAUGGAAUUCCUUUUGACAAGGUUACACAAGAGGCAGGAGAAUUUAUGAUUACUUUCCCAUAUGGAUACCAUGCAGGAUUUAACCAUGGUUUUAACUGUGCAGAGUCAACAAACUUUGCCACCAUCCGAUGGAUUGAUUAUGGAAAAGCAGCAAAGUUGUGCACUUGUAGGAAAGACAUGGUGACAAUAUCCAUGGAUGUCUUUGUGAGGAAGUUUCAACCAGACAGGUACCAGCUGUGGAAACAAGGCAAGGAUUUAUACACCAUUGACCAUACAAAACCAACUCCUGAAUCAACACCCGAAGUAAAGGCCUGGCUACAGAGAAGAAAGAAAACAAAGAACUUUCCCAAGGGCUUCCAGCACACCAGAUCCCGAUCUAAAAAGCUUAAAACUCCAGAGGACAAGAGAGUAUCUGCUAUGGUAGCUGGUGCAGAAAUCAUAACGACUGAAGCAGCUAGUGAUGGCUUCAAGGUCAGUGAAGAACCUGGAAAAAAAGUGAGACUGGUAAACACAGGAGUGCCUUCUGGGGAAGAAGAAAACAGUAGUAGAAUGCACCUGGAUCAACAUUUAUUGGAUAAUGUCAAGGUUGCAGGAAGCAUCCAUUCAGACUCAUUUUCAAGCCCUAUUCCUGUACUAGAGAAAACAAAAAUGGAAGAUGAGGACAGGACAGAUUCCAGUCAUCCUUUCUUUACGUGUGAAGGUUCUGUGGCCUCCAUGCUUGCUUCUGAUAACUGUAGCAAAGAAGAGAGUUUGAAAUCUCAGAAUCAGUCUGUUUCAUCAGUACCAUACCAUAAGUCAGAGGGACAUGCUUCUGAAGCAGAAAAACCAAAUAACGAGGAAAAUGUCUCGAUAGAGGAUGAUGUCAGCGACCUAGAAAGCUGUGGAGAUAGCUUGGAACAUAGAGAACUGCCUGUUGUAAAGAAGGAUGAAGAAGAUGGCAUGGAAACAUCCAGUUCACUGGAAGCUGAAAAAAAGAAAAUAUCUAAGAGUUGGCGUCAUCCACUAAAUAAACCCCCAGCUAGAUCUCCAAUGACUUUUGUUAAACAGCAAGCAACUAGUGAUGAAGAACUGCCUGAAACUACCUUAACUGAAGAGGAAGUUCAAGAGACAGAGACAUGGGCCAGGCCUUUGGUCUACCUUUGGCAGACAAGAGGACCCAAUUUCAAUGCUGAAAAAGAGUAUAACGCAGCUUGUGCAAAAAAGGAACCACACUGUGCCAUUUGCACUCUUCUCAUGCCAUACUACAAGCCAGACAGUCAUGAUGAAGAGAGUCCUACUUUCAGGGAAGCAAACUCAGCAGAAACAUUGAUGUCUGAAAAUGAAAAGACUAAACCUCUUAUUCCAGAGAUGUGUUUUAUCUAUAGUGAAGAAAACACUGAAAACUAUCCAUCAAAUGCCUUUAUCGAAGAAGAUGGAACAAGUCUUCUGAUUUCCUGUGCAAAGUGUUCUGUACGGGUUCAUGCAAGUUGCUAUGGUGUUCCUUCUCAUGAAAUCCAUAAUGAAUGGUUGUGUUCUCGAUGCAGAAAAGAAGCCUGGACAGCCGAAUGUUGUCUCUGCAAUCUGAGAGGUGGUGCAUUAAAGCAAACUACUGACAAGAAGUGGGCACAUGUUAUAUGUGCAAUUGCCAUCCCAGAAGUCAGAUUUGGUAAUGUCACAGAACGUACACCGAUAGACACUAGCAGAAUACCUUUGCAAAGAUUAAAAUUGAUCCUCUUUGAACUGUAUUGUUUCAUUUUUCCAUUUGCUUUUGGAAUGACAUCUUACAUUCCAAAAUGUAUCUUCUGCAGACAGAGAAUUAAGAAAAUCUCUGGUGCCUGCAUUCAGUGUUCAUAUGGAUGCUGCCCGGCCUCUUUCCAUGUUACCUGUGCCCAUGCUGCAGGAGUGCUGAUGGAACCUGAUGACUGGCCAUAUGUUGUCUACAUCACGUGUUUCAGGCACAAGAUCAACCAAAAUGUGAGAGCUAAAGCACGUGAGAAAGCCAUUACAGUUGGGCAGACGGUCAUUGCAAAACAUAGGAAUACACGAUACUAUAGUUGCAGAGUCAUAGGAGUGACAUCUCAACUUUUCUAUGAAGUCAUGUUUGAUGAUGGCUCUUUCAGUCUGGAUACUUUUCCUGAAGACAUUGUGAGCAGAGACUGCAUAAAGCUGGGCCCACCUGCAGAGGGAGAGGUUGUCCAAGUGAAGUGGCCUGAUGGAAAACUGUAUGGCGCAAAAUAUCUGGGAACAAACACAGCUCACAUGUAUCAGGUUGAGUUUGAAGAUGGUUCUCAAAUAGUAAUGAAGAGAGAAGAGAUCUAUACACUAGAUGAAGAACUUCCUAAGAGAGUAAAAGCACGUUUUUCCACAGCCUCUGACAUGAGAUUCGAGGACACGUUUUAUGGAACAGAUAUUAUCUUGGGAGAGAAGAAGAGGCAGAGAGUAUUGAGUUCCCGCUUUAGGAAUGAAUAUGUGGAUGAUCCAGGAUACCGCACCUUCUUAAAAAGCUCAUUCCAGAAGAAAUGCCAGAAGGGGCUGUAAAGCAAGCAAGGAGGAGAGGGGGAUGUUGAUUAAAAAGCAUGUGGCAUUAUUUGCAAUUGGUUUCGGUUUAAUUGAACACAUGGUUUUGCAGUGAACUAAUCCGUACACCAGCCUCGUAAGCUGAACUACUUGAGUUCUGAUUUCUUCAGUUAAUGUGUUAAAGAUUUUGUAACAUUUUGCAUUAUGAAACUAAGGGGGAAACCAAGUGAGAGUAAGGGGGACUGCACAGUGGUAUGCUGAAGAAGACUUCCAGUCUUGCUCAUAUUGAAAUAAAUGGUAAAAUUCCUUUUGAAUUGUGAGAGAAGAUUCACAUACAGAGACAGAGGAGACAUUUUAGUAAACAGAUAAUUUCAGUGGCUCCAUUUUUCUGCACAUAGGAAAGGGUGUUAAGUUUGAUAAUAAAAGUUUUUAUAAAACAUUUUUUAAGCAAGUGCAAAUAUGUACAGUAUUGAGACAAAAGCUGUACUUAACGUUGUACAGUGCUUUUACAUUUUUUUGCCACUGCUGCUUUCAGUAGGGUUUGAUGUGUACUCAACUGUUGACUUUAAUAUUUUUGGCUUUUAAGAAAGAUAUCUUAGCACAACAAAGGUGUUUUGUACAUUUAAAGAGACAGAUUUUGGCAGUUAUUUUUAAACGUGUUUUUGAUAAGGUCUAUUAAAAACAGCUAUUUGUAAAAUAUGAUUUUCUUUCAUUAUGUGUAUGAAAAAUUAGAGUUUAAAUAUAUAUGCUUAACAGACUAGUUUUGGAUGAAUAUAUUAUGGUCUUCCUUUAAAAAUAAUAUUCUA
Molecule: messenger RNA, 4327 nt
Organism: Chroicocephalus ridibundus (black-headed gull)
Lineage: Eukaryota; Metazoa; Chordata; Aves; Charadriiformes; Laridae
Gene: KDM4C
Product: lysine demethylase 4C
Exons: 24
Coding region: 264-3542 (1092 amino acids)
Biological process (GO): chromatin remodeling; regulation of gene expression
Cellular component (GO): nucleus; chromatin
Molecular function (GO): histone H3K9 demethylase activity
Source: RefSeq, a predicted model, not a curated record